CCUUCCUUCACAAUUCUCUUCAAACCCAAAAGAAUACCUCAAAUUUCAGAGAAAGAAAAAAUCCUCUAAGAAAAAUUAAUCGUGUCCUCUUUCUUACGUAUUGAAUUUUCAACUCUCUAGCUAGGGUUUCCGAUCAAAGAAAUUCCCCUCUUGUUAUUCAAAGAAGAUUUUAAGAGAAAAAGCGUGAAUGUUGUAAUGGAAACGAAAGGUGGGAAAAAGAAGUCUAGCAGUAGUAGUACUAGUAAGAACAACGCUCAACAAUACGAAGCUCCUCUCGGUUACAGCAUUGAAGAUAUUCGUCCAAACGGUGGAAUUGAAAAGUUCAGAUCUGCUGCAUACUCAAACUGCUUGAGGAAGCCAUCCUGAGACGCAUUCAGAAAGCCGUAGAUUAGGGUUUUAAUUUCAGCAUUAAUUAAUCCACCGAUCGCCACCGCACCAUUUUCGAUUUCCCAACCGUUGUUUGUUUCAAAGCUUUGAAUACAGAUAGUAUAACCAUGUCUUCUUCUUCUUCUUCUUCUUCGUCCCCAAUUGGGUUCGAGGGUUUUGAAAAGCGUCUGGAGAUUACUUUUUCUCAGCCACCUUUCUUAAUGGACCCACAAGGAUUGGGCCUCCGGGCUCUGACUCGGGCCCAAAUAGACUCCAUUCUCGAGCCCGCUUGCUGUACUAUUGUGGCCCACCUCUCCAACUCGGAGCUCGACUCGUACGUACUCUCCGAGUCGAGUCUCUUCAUCUACUCAUACAAGAUCAUAAUCAAAACAUGUGGGACUACAAAGCUCCUCUCCUCUAUUCCGCCGAUUCUCCGACUAGCUGACAAGCUUUCACUCGCUGUCUCCGCCGUCAGAUACUCUCGCGGAACCUUCAUCUUUCCGGAAGCUCAGCCAGCUCCUCACCGGAACUUUAUCGAAGAAGUUGCUGCUCUGAACACUUACUUCGCCGACUUGAACCCCAAAGCUUACGUCAUGGGAGACUCCGAAUGUCCUAACAGGAACUGGCAUGUUUACUCGGCGGCGAAAUCUCCGGUCACGGUGGACGGAAAAGACGAGAUCAACAUUGAGAUUUGCAUGACUGGAUUGAGCAGAGAUAAAGCGGCCGUGUUUUACAAAAACUCAGGAGACGACGUCGUUUCAGCUAAAGAAAUGACUAAAUUAUCAGGCAUAAACGACAUCAUUCCCGGUCACGUGAUCUGCGACUUUGACUUUGACCCUUGUGGAUAUUCAAUGAACGGUAUUGAAGGUGCAGCGUACUCUACAGUGCACGUGACCCCAGAGGAUGGGUUUAGCUACGCUAGCUACGAGGCUGGAGGACUCGAUCCCAAGGCCAUGGAACCUUUUCAAAAGUUGGUAGGGAAGGUGCUGACGUGUUUUGGGCCCACUCAAUUCUCCGUUGCUGUCACGUGCGGGUCGCGUGAUGCGCUGAGGUGGGCCACGAGGUGUGCUGAGUUGGAAGGGUACACGUGUGUGGAUUUGGUGAAGCAGGAUCUGUCAGGUGGUGGGUGCGUACUGUACCGUACUUAUUCUGCUAAUGUGAAGGAGAGCGUAGUGCGCACCCCAAACGCCAUGAGGUGGUGUUGGAAGGAAGUAAAGGCGGCUGAGGAAGUGGUUAUGGUUGCUUGGCCUUGCUUGUGAGCCUUUUAUUGUCGUUUUAUCAAGUGGAACGGUUGUAAUGUUGUCGUUUUGUUAUUCUGUGUUUACUCUUAAAGCUCUACUGGACUAGCGAUAUGCUAUUUCUAUGUUUUUUAUUUCAAAGUAUUUUAAUGUUAUUUUGGAGAUUUAUGAACUUGAUUUUGUGUUUUUGUUUGUUAAUGAUGAUUUUGGUUUGAUUAAGAGUUCAUUGUUAUUGUUAUGGAAUGUAUUAAUGAUAAUGGGGAUUUAUGUAUGAUUA
Cannabis sativa is the source of this 1881-nucleotide messenger RNA. RefSeq names its product S-adenosylmethionine decarboxylase proenzyme. Gene Ontology annotation, cellular component: cytosol. The record is from RefSeq and is a predicted model, not a curated record. Gene Ontology annotation, biological process: spermidine biosynthetic process; spermine biosynthetic process. Gene Ontology annotation, molecular function: adenosylmethionine decarboxylase activity. NCBI's taxonomy places the organism in Eukaryota, Viridiplantae, Streptophyta, Magnoliopsida, Rosales, Cannabaceae. The coding region runs from base 495 to 1625 and encodes 376 amino acids. The transcript is spliced from 3 exons.